AUGCCGGCUCCUGAAACAUGGGGCGCGCGCAUUCGGGACAGUCGCUUCCUCGGCAAUGUCUACAUCCGAGGAUUCGGAGCGUUCAUGUUGUUCUGCAGCGUCUGCUCCCUCUCGCAGCAGUACUCGUUCGUGAACGACGGAGGCUUGGGCGAGCGGAGCAACAUCCGCAGCGUUGCGAAGCAUGAGGCGAUGGUUUUGGCGGCGUUGAACGCGGCGUCAACGCCCGAUGUCGAUGCGGCGGAGGUGUGGACACCUUCCGACACUUCAGCUUCACCAACUCCGACUGAAACAUCAGCGCCAACACCAGAACCAACACCAGAACCAACACCAGCACCAACUCCUGCACCAACUGAGAAACCCACUGAGAAGCCAACCGAGAAGCCUACGGAGAAACCAACGGAGAAGCCCACGGAGAAGCCGAAGGAGUUGCCGAAGCGAAUCUCUGAGCCUCGUCAAGCCGUCAAGAAGGAUUCCAAGGGGAUUCUCAUGUGUCUGCACGACGGUAUUUUGGAGCUGGGAAUUUCGUUGAUCCGCGAGUUGCGGUGCCUGGGCAACAACGAACCGAUUGAGGUGCACCACUGCCACGACCUGACUAAACCGUCCGUGGAUCUCCUCUUCGGCCUCGACGAUAACAUCCAAGUCAUCGACAUUUGCGAGCGUUAUGUCAUUAAGAAGGUUUUCUCAGACGAAAUGGCCAAGAGCUUCCAGAGCUACUGGAUCAAACCUCUCGCCGUGCACUUCACCAGUUUCGAAGAACUUAUUUUCCUUGACGCAGACGCCAUUUUGCUCAAAGACCCCGCCGCACUGCGUGAGAACGAAGGAUACAAGGAGAAGGGCACGCUCUUCUUCUACGACCGCGUGAUCAACAACAACCAGUAUCUCAACAAGCGGGAGAACGGCAAGGGCGCAAUCUACCUCCACAAGUGGCUCAAGAGCUUCGACUACAAGCGCUUCGGACUUGAAUACGCAGAGCCAUCGCCCGAGUUCAAGAAAUCCUUCGCCUACCGUGGAAGAACUGCGCACGAACAGGAUUCGUCCAUGCUGCUUAUCAACAAACGCAACGCCGGCAAGGCCAUGAACGUCUUGUGGUACCUUAUUACCGAGCACCGCUUCAUCUACGAGUUCUCCUGGGGUGACAAGGAGGCUUUCUGGCUAUCGUUUGAGUUCUCACACACGCCCUACUUCUUCUCGCCAUGGGGAGCGAGUGUCGUGUCCGCUACGGCCAACAAGGACAUGGAGCGACACCCGGAGACGCUCUGCGGUAGCUUGGCGCACUUCGACCCCGCAAACACGAGCGCCCCCGCUGAGCUGCUGUAUGUAAAUGGCCGAUCGCUGGUGGACCCCGUGCCGUUCCGCCUGCACAAGCUCAACCUGCUGCAGCCAAACCUCGUCUUCAACAUGCUGCCGACGCACGUGACGCCGCGACAGGAGCGACGAGCACCCGCCGGUAAGGGUGAGUGGCCCGAGUGCAUGACCGGCAUGGGAUCCACGCCUGCGCCACCUCAGCUGCUGCUCAACCUGUGGAGACGGCGCCUGCACUUCCAGGCCAUCUCCAUGGGCUUCAUCGAGCCCCUGCUCCAGUGCGAUAACCCUGGCGACAGACUUCCAGACAUCCCGGAGCCUGUAGCAAAGGCGAAGAAGUAG
This is a messenger RNA of Phytophthora sojae, 1644 nucleotides long. RefSeq lists its product as hypothetical. The transcript has 3 exons. Gene Ontology annotation, biological process: protein O-linked glycosylation. Bases 1 to 1644 code for a protein of 547 amino acids. Gene Ontology annotation, cellular component: Golgi apparatus. Lineage: Eukaryota; Oomycota; Peronosporomycetes; Peronosporales; Peronosporaceae. The record is from RefSeq and is a predicted model, not a curated record. Gene Ontology annotation, molecular function: alpha-1,3-mannosyltransferase activity.